CUCAAUUUAUGAUAAUAAUUAUUUUCUAGAGGAAAAAAUUGUUAUAUCUUUUAACCCCGAAGACUUAGUUACUGCAUAUGACAUCCGAGAGGGGUAAAAAGAGACCAAGGAGUGAUGAUUGUGAAGAGUGCAAUCCCAUUUCUAAACGUAUCAACAGACUACAGAUAGAAUCAGUUUCAAAUCAAAACAGUGCACUUCCUGCUCAGAACAUGGGGGUUUGUCUUCCAAAAACUCAUCCCAGUGAGUCAGAUGACCUACAUUUACAAUGUCGCAACUUGCGGAUACGCUCUAAUUCACACGAUGCCAAUCAGCACACAGAAAGUAACCAGCCAACCACGUCCACCAACAACAAUCUGAAUUCUGAAAAUCCAAACUGCAUGGCCUGCAACAUGGGUCAGGGUGAUCCGUAUUAUCAGGAGCUGAUGCAGGGCUAUGACCCUGAACUGACGGAAGUAGAAAAUCCAUACUACUUUGACAUUAACCGUCUUUUGUUUGAUGCUCAUGCCAGUAGAGCGGGGCGUCACAGAAUUAACUUCUCAAACUCGUAAAAUAAUUUCAUGAUCUGUGCACUGAUGUAUGUUUAUACAGCUUUGUGAUUUGAUUGCUUAGGUCUGAAUGUUGAAUUAUUUAGGAGAGACUGCUGCUGAACAGACUCAAAAUCAUGCUGAAUCAUCAGAAUCUUGGUUUGUAGAAGUAGAAUGCAUGUUAUUUAUUUUGAGCACAAGUAGUACAUAUUAUCAGUUUCUUGUAAAGUUUUGUCAACAUUAUUAUGAUUUUCAGUAUUUUAAUACAUGGUGUAAAGGAUUGUUUAUUCCUACAACUGUUUUUUUUUGUCCAUUAGUAUCAUAUGUUUAUAUUCAACUUUGUUGCGUGGCAUAAGUCAGCUGUGUUUAGUCUUGAUUUGGGGUGUUUUUUUUUAAGGUUUCAUCAUUUAUAAGACUGUGUAAUUUUCACAAGAGAAUGUAAGAAAGAGUGGUUUGGUCAGUAUUGACAAACACUCAGAUAUUAAUUGUCAGAAUUACAAUCUGUAUACUAGAUUGAAUAUGUUUCUUUUGAAUGUACCACGGUAGUUAAGAAUGUUUUGCUUCAUUAGAUCCUCAUAUUCAUUUAAAGUCAUUGUUGUAGUAGUUUGCUAUCAGCUGAUUUUAUUCAUUGCAUAAGUGACAAUUUUUGUUACAGUUGCCAUAUUUGUUAAAAUUUUGAAAUAAAUUGUUACUUUA
Messenger RNA from Saccostrea echinata, 1220 nucleotides. RefSeq lists its product as uncharacterized. Bases 78 to 548 code for a protein of 156 amino acids. Lineage: Eukaryota; Metazoa; Mollusca; Bivalvia; Ostreida; Ostreidae. The transcript has 4 exons. The record is from RefSeq and is a predicted model, not a curated record.